Adineta ricciae is the source of this 408-nucleotide messenger RNA. The record is from the annotation of a GenBank genome assembly. NCBI's taxonomy places the organism in Eukaryota, Metazoa, Rotifera, Eurotatoria, Adinetida, Adinetidae.
AUGGCAUUAUCGUCACGACUUUGUGCAUUUCGUCAAUGCGGACAACCAUGUCGAGCGUUAUGUUUAUUUUGUGCUCAAUAUCUAUGCCGUGAACAUUUCGAUAAUCACGAUCAUUCGAUUAAUGCACAAAUUCCAACGUUAGUGAAACAAAUCAAAACACUUGUAAAUCAACUUGAUGAUAGUCUUAAUCCCAUCUCAUCGUCUUUAAAAUGUUUAAAUCAAUGGCGAAUAAAUGCUCAUCGAACAGUUGAUCAAUUCUAUGAAGAAAAAUAUCGACAAUAUCAACAAAUCGUUGAAAGGAAAACCGACGAACAGAAAAAACAAUUCGAUAAAGUGGAAACAAAAUUGAGUAAAUUAAUUCGACAACAACAAGCAACAGACGAAGAAAUNAUAUCAACAAAUCAUUGA